UUCCAGAAAGAAAUGGAAGAAUUAAAAAAUCAAGUAGAUGUCAAGACUUCUGAACUUAAACAAGUGCAAGAGCAAUGUGAGGCAUUGCAGGCAGGAGCAGAGGACAGAAGUCCAGCAGUCAACAAAGAGCGCCUGCUCUCAGAGGAGAAUUGGAACCUUGCUCAGCAGCGUAGAAUUGAAGAAAUGGACAAAGCCAGAAAAGAAUCUCUUGCUGUGCUAGCUCAGACAAGGAAGGAAAAUGAAGAGCUUAUCACCAAGUUAAACCAAAAGGUCUAUGAGCUUGAGUGCAGUCUACAAAAAAGCACCACUGAGAGUGAAGUGGUCAACCAUAAGCUUAAGAAGUGUUUAGAAGAAACACAGAGCCUUAAAAUCCAAGUGAGAGAUCUAGAAGAACUUCAUGCACAGCACAAUGCAGCACAAUUCAAUAGAAGGCAGGAGCUAGACCCUGCAAAGCUUCAGCAAAGAAUCAAACAGCUAGAAUUCAACCUUGAUCUCACCAAUCAAAGGUCACAGAAAUUUGACACAGAAAAUAAGACUUUGAAAGAUGCCCUCAAAAAGUCUGAAGAUCUUGAAUUGAAGUAUAGGGACUACAUGAGGCAGGCCAGGGAGUUCCAGCAUCUAUUGGGCCAGGAGAAGGAGCAGAGCAGCCUUCUGCUUAGAAAGUUCAAUGCUACUGCUGCAGAACUCUCUGACUUGAGGUGGAAUAAUGCAGAGCUACGGGAAAAGGUUAAACAGGUCCCAAAACUUGAAGAAGAUGUCGCAAAUCUGAAAGCUAAAAUUGAAAAUUUGCAGAGAGAUUUGUUAGAGAAAGGAAAAGAAUCAACUGGGGUUAUUCAUCUGGAGGAGCAAAAAGCAAGUCUGUUGGCCAGUCUGGAAAAAUCAAAGUCGACUGUAGCAGAAUUGCAAGAAGACAUCAGAAAGCUCAAUGAAGAUUUCAAUUCAAAGGUAGAUGAGAAUUCAGAUUUGACUGCACAGCUUGAAGAAUUGCAGAGAACUGUAAAUUCUGCCAAGGACAAGGAGGUCAACUUCCAAUCUGUUGUGGAUAAGUUAAGAAACCAGUUGUCAGAGAAACAGGAGACAGUGGAUCUGCUUGAGUCACAGAUGUGUGAGAAACAACAAGAAUUAGACGAGGUAAAUCAUCGUGAGGAGCAGAACACAAGUCUGUUGGCCAGUCUGGAAAAAUCAAAGCUGACUGUAGCAGAAUUGCAAGAAAACAUUACAAAGCUCAAAGAAGACCUCACUUCAAAGGUAGAUGAGAAUUCAGAUUUGACUGCACAGCUUGAAGAAUUUCAGAAAACUGUAAAUUCUGCCAAGGACAGAGAGGUCAACUUCCAAUCUGUUGUGGAUAAGUUAAGAAACCAGUUGUCAGAGAAACAGGAGACAGUGGAUCUGCUUGAGUCACAGAUGUGUGAGAAACAACAAGAAUUAGAUCAGGUAAAUCAUCAUGAGGAACAGAAAACAAAUCUAUUGGACAGUCUGGAGAAAUUAAAGUUGACAGUAGCAGAACUGCAAGAAGAAAUAACAAAGCUCAAAGAAGACCUCACUUCAAAGGUAGAUGAGAAUUCAGAUUUGACUACACAGCUUGAAGAAUUACAGAAAACCAUAAAUUCUGCCAAGGACAGAGAGGUCAACUUCCAAUCUGUUGUGGAUAAGUUAAAAAACCAGUUGUCAGAGAAACAGGAGACAGUGGAUCUGCUUGAGUCACAGAUGUGUGAGAAACAACAAGAAUUAGAUGAGGUAAAUCAACUUGAGGAGCAGAAAACAAAUCUUUUGGACAGUCUGGAGAAAUCAAAGUUGACUGUAGCAGAACUGCAAGAAGAAAUAAUAAAGCUCAAAGAAGACCUCAUUUCAAAGGUAGACGAGAAUUCAGAUUUGACUGCACAGCUUGAAGAAUUGCAGAGAACUGUAAAUUCUGACAAGGACAAGGAGGUCAACUUCCAAUCUGUUGUGGAUAAGUUAAGAAACCAGUUGUCAGAGAAACAGGAGACAGUGGAUCUGCUUGAGUCACAGAUGUGUGAGAAACAACAAGAAUUAGAUGAGGUAAAUCAACUUGAGGAGCAGAAAACAAAUCUUUUGGACAGUCUGGAGAAAUCAAAGUUGACUGUAGCAGAACUGCAAGAAGAAAUAACAAAGCUCCAAGAAGACCUCAUUUCAAAGGUAGACGAGAAUUCAGAUUUGACUGCACAGCUUGAAGAAUUGCAGAAAACUGUAAAUUCUGCCAAGGACAGAGAGGUCAACUUCCAAUCUGUUGUGGAUAAGUUAAGAAGCCAGUUGUCAGAGAAACGGGAGACAGUGGAUCUGCUUGAGGCACAGAUGUGUGAGAAACAACAAGAAUUGGAUGAGGCUAAAGAAGGUCAAGUAGGAGUCAUGCAGCAACAGUCAGAUGCCCAACAGCAGCUACAGGCAAUGGAGAAAGAAAAAGCUGCAGCAGCUAACAGAGCAGAAAAUCUAGAGACUACCUUGGAAUCACUAAAAAUACAACUUGAGGAGAAAGCUAGUCAGAUUCAUGGGCUUGAAGAACAAACCACUGCCCUCCAAGACACCAUUGAUGAGCUGGAGGCUAAACUUACAGAGAAAGAAAAAAGGGCAGAUGAGGUAUUUGUCUUAGAGGAACAAACUGCUAACCUCCAGAGUACAGUUGAAGAACUUGAAGCUAAGCUAGCUGAGAAACAAAAAGAGAUGGAUGAGGUACUUAAUCUGGAAGGACAAACUACCAGUCUAGUAGACGAGCUUAGAUCUCAGCUGUGUGACAAAGAGAAACAGAUUGAUCAAAUGUCUUCAGAAAGAGAACUGCUAUCUGAGGAGCUACGAGAAAUUAAAGAAGUGUUUGCUGAACUUCAAGAGGAGAUGCAAAAUAAAGAAGAUGAGUUUUUGGAUACUAAGGAGAAAGGAAUGCAGCAUAUUGAUGCCCUGAACUCUGAGCUUACUGAAGCUAGAACACGACUGGAAAAGCUUAGUGAGGAACUAGAUGCGACAAAAGCUUUGUUGGAAGAGAAACAAACUUCUACAAAGCAAGAGGAAGAGAGAUCCGGGUAUGAAAAGCAGGUAGCUGACCUAAACACUGAAAUCGAGAAACUAAAUCAGAAAAUGCAGGACACCACAAAUAACUUCCUGGAGCAGAUCCGCCACAUGGAGAAGUGCUGUGAUGAGGCUGACAAUGAACUUAAGCAAGAAAAGAUAGAACACGAAGAAACCAAAAGAAAAUUGGAAGUAAUACAGGCUGGGCAGAAUGAGGAAGGAGAUGCAUCUGAAGAUGGGGACAAGCCCAAGGGAAGAGACAAAGCUCUUGCUGCAGCCAAGAAAAAGAUUCAAAGUCUAGAAAAAGCCCUGCAGGAAGGUCUGGAGCACAUAAAGUUGUUACAAGAAGCGCGAGAUCACACCAGUCAGCAGGAGGAGAUUCGCCACCUUCAGCAGUGCUGCAUGGAGGCAGACGCUGAACUGGAGCAAGAGAAAGAAGAGCAUGAAAAGACAAAACAAAAACUCCUCCAAUUAGAAGAAAAUAUUAAAAUGAAAAAACCAGAGGAAAAGAGUUUGGAAGAGCUGAAGCAAGAAUUAGGUGCCAAAAAUAUGGAAAUUGUUCAGCUGAAGAGGGACCUAUUGAUGGAGAUUGACCCUCUAAAGAAAAAACUGAAAUCUUUGAAGGAUGAUAAUGAUUAUCUUCAAAACAAAGUCUCAGAAUAUAGAAAUGAACUGCGUAAGGCACGUGAGGAACAAGCUGAAGUGACGGUCAGCCAGUUUGGUAGCCAGACCUGUGCACAGCGCUCGUCUGGCAGCAGCAGUGGCAUCAUCAGUCGAGUGGCGUACUUCACUGUUGAAACUGAAAACAAGAGGCUCAAGGAGCAAGUGACAGGACUGGAGGGUCAAGUCAAGGAGUUGACCCUGUACAAGUCUGAAUUUAAGAAAAAGAUAGAAUUGCUAAAAAGAGAACUAUCCUAUUACAAGGGAAAGACGGGGAUAGCACCAGCAUUAGACGAAGCUCCGAAGGCACCUCUUAAAGGUGUCACCAACAGUCCUCGUGCCAGCCCAGCAAGACCUGCUCCGGUGACAACAGGAUCUUUUCCAGAUCAGAAAAGCAGUGAGAACUAUAACUGGCUGGCAGGUGGAGUAGACUGGGAUAAAAACGAUGUUAAAGCUGAUGAACAACCCUCAGAAUGCACCACGCAAUGAAAAACUUUGAACAGUUAUUGCCAAAGUUAUGAAUAAGUGGAAAUGUGAUAACAUUGAAAUGACACUUUGAUGCCAGUCUUUCAUGUCAGAAAGUCAUUUUUAUAACAUGUUAAUCAAACUGGAGAGGGCAAUGUGUGCAUAGUAACAUUCCAUGCCACCUUCUGAAAUAUUGUGACAAAAAUGUAUGUUCUGCAUUCUAAGAACCAUUGGGUUAAUUGUUUAAUAAGCCAGUGAAUUUCUUUUAAAUAUUGAAAUUUGAAAAUGGGUUUUGUUUUUGUAAUGAACCUUAAUUUUACUAUAAUUUAUAAAAAUGAUUAUGUUAACUUGUGAAUAAGAGUGAGAAGUAAUUUUGUACAAGUGUGAUAAGUGCAUGUGUCAUUAAUGUAUGAAAUUAAAACAACUGUGUUUAAGAGGGACA
This is a messenger RNA of Lingula anatina, 4585 nucleotides long. RefSeq lists its product as uncharacterized. Gene Ontology annotation, biological process: microtubule-based movement; mitotic cell cycle. Gene Ontology annotation, molecular function: ATP binding; microtubule motor activity; microtubule binding. The record is from RefSeq and is a predicted model, not a curated record. NCBI's taxonomy places the organism in Eukaryota, Metazoa, Brachiopoda, Lingulata, Lingulida, Lingulidae. Gene Ontology annotation, cellular component: microtubule.